Cyphellophora attinorum is the source of this 2340-nucleotide messenger RNA. RefSeq names its product Vacuolar protein sorting-associated protein 1. Gene Ontology annotation, molecular function: microtubule binding; GTPase activity; GTP binding. Gene Ontology annotation, biological process: peroxisome organization. The transcript is spliced from 5 exons. The record is from RefSeq and is a predicted model, not a curated record. Lineage: Eukaryota; Fungi; Ascomycota; Eurotiomycetes; Chaetothyriales; Cyphellophoraceae. Bases 1 to 2340 code for a protein of 779 amino acids. Gene Ontology annotation, cellular component: cytoplasm; peroxisome; microtubule.
AUGCCUGUCUGGCGGCGUGGCGGCCAAUCACUUCUGGACAGUCUUGCCAAGCCUCCUAGUACGUCGAACCCAUCGUCUCACCCAUCCGACACUCAACGAGCGCCAUCUUCCUCUACGACAAACAGCCUUGACGACGCUCUCCGCAUAGCAGCUCAGCGCAAACUUGAUAGUCGCAAGCUUUCGAUCAACAGCGAGCACUCCGCGCCGAUAUCCUUCAGACCCGCCAUGGCGACUCCGCCGGGGGGUGUUGCGAUCAACGUCAAUGAUCCGCAGUUGAUCUCGCUCGUCAAUAAGUUACAAGAUGUGUUCAGUACAGUUGGCGUCAACAACCCAAUUGACCUACCGCAAAUCGCGGUGGUUGGUUCCCAGUCCAGCGGCAAGAGUUCUGUCUUAGAGAACAUAGUCGGCCGUGACUUCCUACCGCGCGGCUCCGGCAUCGUAACACGAAGACCGCUCGUCCUCCAGCUCGUCAACAGACCCGUACCUGCGAAACUCCAGUCGAAUGGCGUUUCCGAGAACGAAUUGAAAGAUAGCAAAGACUCACAAGCGAACGUCGAUGAAUGGGGGGAGUUCCUGCAUUUACCCGGCCAGAAGUUCUACGAUUUCAACAAGAUAAGAGAAGAGAUCGUCAAAGACACCGAAGCAAAGGCAGGCCGCAAUGUCGGUAUCUCACCACAUCCCAUCAACCUGCGGAUUUAUUCACCAAACGUUCUCACGCUCACACUCGUCGAUCUGCCGGGUCUCACCCGAGUGCCUGUUGGCGAUCAACCACGAGACAUUGAGAAGCAGAUCAGAGACAUGGUACUGAAAUACAUUUCAAAGUCCAAUGCUAUCGUGCUGGCAGUGACAGCCGCCAACGUCGAUUUGGCCAACUCAGAUGGCUUGAAAUUAGCAAGAGAAGUUGAUCCUGAAGGUCAGCGGACAAUUGGUGUUCUCACAAAGAUCGACUUGAUGGACACUGGGACGGACGUGGUUGACAUUCUUGCUGGACGGAUUAUUCCACUCCGACUUGGAUACGUGCCUGUGGUCAACAGAGGACAGCGUGAUAUUGAGAACAAGAAGCGAAUCGACCUGGCGCUCAAAGCCGAAAAGGACUUCUUCGAGAAUCACCCAUCAUACCGGAAUAAAGCUUCGUAUUGCGGCACGCCAUACCUCGCCCGGAAGCUCAACCUCAUUCUCAUGAUGCACAUCAAGCAGACACUGCCAGACAUCAAGACUCGCAUCUCGAGCUCCCUCAAGAAGUACUCGGAAGAGUUAGAUCAACUGGGUGCAGGCGAUCUGCUUGGCAACAGUGCAAAUAUCAUUCUCAACAUCAUUACAGAAUUCUCGAACGAAUACCGGACAGUCCUGGACGGAAACAGUCAAGAGCUCUCCAGCAACGAGUUGUCAGGAGGUGCUCGAAUCUCAUUUGUGUUCCACGAACUAUAUUCGAACGGCAUCAAGGCGAUCGAUCCUUUCGAGCAAGUCAAAGACAUCGACAUUCGGACCAUUCUCUACAACUCAUCAGGCUCUUCGCCUGCAUUGUUUGUCGGGACCACGGCGUUCGAACUAAUCGUCAAGCAGCAGAUCAAGCGGUUGGAGGAGCCUUCACUGAAGUGUGUUUCUCUGGUUUUCGACGAAUUGGCACGCAUUUUGGGACAGCUGCUCGGCAAGCAGCUUUUCCGGCGGUAUCCUCAGCUGAAGGAUAAGCUCUCCCAAGUCGUGCUUGCGUUCUUCCGGAAAGCGAUGGACCCGACGAACAAGCUUGUGCGCGAUCUGGUGGCUAUGGAAGCCUGCUACAUCAACACAGGUCAUCCGGACUUCUUGAACGGCCAUCGCGCAAUGGCAAUUGUGAACGACCGACACAACGCCGCUAAGCCAACGCAGGUUGACCCCAAGACUGGAAAGCCGCUGCAGCCGAACCUACCACCUCGCGCCGGCUCGCCUUCUCUGCCUACGGACGGCUCCGAACAAAAUAGUGGUUUCUUUGGAUCCUUCUUUGCAAGCAAGAACAAGAAGAAGAUGGCAGCAAUGGAAGCACCCCCUCCAACGUUGAAAGCCAGCGGAACGCUCUCCGAACGAGAGAACCAGGAAGUUGAGGUCAUCAAGCUGCUCAUCAACUCGUACUUCAACAUUACCCGUCGCACAAUGAUUGACAUGGUGCCAAAAGCUAUCAUGCUCAAUCUGGUGCAACUCACGAAAGACGAGAUGCAACGCGAAUUGCUCGAGCAAAUGUACCGCACACAAGAAUUUGACGAUCUCCUGAAGGAGAGCGACUACACAGUCCGACGACGGAAGGAGUGCCAGCAGAUGGUUGAAAGCUUGAGCAAAGCUAGUGAAAUUGUCAGCCAGGUGCAGUGA